Frieseomelitta varia is the source of this 1843-nucleotide messenger RNA. It is a transcript of the gene Sgsh, whose product is annotated as N-sulphoglucosamine sulphohydrolase. Gene Ontology annotation, molecular function: N-sulfoglucosamine sulfohydrolase activity. NCBI's taxonomy places the organism in Eukaryota, Metazoa, Arthropoda, Insecta, Hymenoptera, Apidae. The transcript is spliced from 9 exons. Gene Ontology annotation, biological process: heparan sulfate proteoglycan catabolic process; glycosaminoglycan catabolic process. The coding region runs from base 119 to 1651 and encodes 510 amino acids. The record is from RefSeq and is a predicted model, not a curated record.
CUUAUCUGUAAAAGUACAAUGUUAAAAACAGUAAACACAAUGUUAAAUAAAUUAUAUUGCCUUCUUUUCUUUUUAUUCAAAUUAUAUAACGUAGACGCAAACAUCGCGCCGCACAAAAAUGCUGUUUUACUUUUGGAGUUUAAUUUUUUGUGCAGCUGAUGAUGGGGGAUUUGAAAUGCGAUCCUACUUAAAUAAUAUUUGUCAAACACCCAAUCUAGACAAAUUGGCGAAAGAAAGUUUGUUGUUUAAUAAUGCAUAUUCAUCAGUCAGCAGUUGUUCUCCUAGUCGUUCAUCUUUACUCACUGGUUUACCAAGUCAUCAAAAUGGAAUGUAUGGUCUCCAUCACGGAAUUCAUCACUUUAAUUCAUUUGAAACUGUUCAAAGUUUGCCAAAAAUAUUGAAAAGAAAUAACAUAAGAACAGGUAUUAUAGGUAAAAAGCACAUAGGUCCAGACAGUGUAUAUCCAUUUGAUUUUUCCCAAACAGAAGAAAAUAAUUCUAUACUUCAAGUUGGCAGAAACAUUACAAAAAUUAAACUUUUAGUCAGAGAAUUUCUCUCCCAAAAUAAAACAAAACCCUUCUUUUUGUACAUUGCAUUUCACGAUCCUCAUAGAUGUGGUCAUGCACAUCCGGAAUAUGGAAAUUUUUGUGAAAAAUUUGGCAAUGGAGACAUUGGUAUGGGUACUAUCCCUGACUGGUAUCCAAUAUACUAUCAGUGGGAACAGGUAAAAGUUCCAUAUUUCGUUCAAAAUACCGAAGCUGCUAGACGAGAUAUUGCUGCUCAGUAUACUACCAUUUCUCGUUUAGAUCAAGGCAUAGGAUUAGUUUUAAAAGAACUAGAGGAUGCUGGUUUUAAAGAUAACACGUUAGUGAUAUACACAUCUGAUAAUGGUAUACCAUUUCCAAAUGGUAGAACAAAUUUAUAUGAACCAGGAUUAGCAGAACCUAUGAUGAUUAGGUCGCCAAUUUCUAAUCAUAGAAAAAAUAGUGUAACGCACAGUUUAACAUCUUUAUUGGAUAUUAUACCAACAUUAUUAGAUUGGUUUAACAUACCAUAUAUGGAUCGAUCUUCAUUUGAUACAAAUGAAGCUCCUCUUCUAACUGGAAAAUCUCUCCUUCCACUUCUCAUUCAAGGUAAAUUUGAUCUAUCCUCGGUAUCCAGAUAUGCUUUGACAUUACUUCGUUCAACACGUGUAUUUCCAGAACCCACAGAAAAUGACACGGCUGUUUUUGCCAGCCAGACACAUCAUGAAGUUACUAUGUAUUACCCCAUGCGUGCCAUUAGAACUAAAAGAUUCAAGCUCAUACAUAACAUUAACUAUAAAAUGCCAUUCCCUAUUGAUCAAGACUUUUAUGUCUCACCAACCUUUCAGGAUCUUUUAAAUAGGACUAUAAAUAAACAACACCUUCCAUGGUAUAAAACAUUAGAAAGUUAUUACAAUAGACCAGAGUGGGAAUUGUAUGAUUUGAAAUACGAUCCAGAAGAAAAGAACAAUAUUGCCUCUAAAUCAUCUGCAAAAAAAAUAUUCUCAGAUUUACAACAGAGACUGUUAAAAUGGCAGGAAGUAACCAAUGAUCCCUGGCUUUGUGCACCAAGAGGGGUUCUUAUUGGAACUAAAGUGUCACAAUGUAUGCCGCUUGAAAACAUUUAGAACAUGUUAUUUUAAUUUUUAUUACACGAUGACAUUUGCUAUGGUCAUGAAUAUUCAUAAAUACUCAAUUGUUAACAUGACAUAAUGUAGAUGAAAGAGACAUUCAUAAUUUAUUAUAAUAACUGUUAUAUUUUUUUACAUAUUAUAGAAAUGGUAUCAGGGUAUUUAAAUAAAUCUCAUUAGCAAAAUUGA